AUGAUGGACGACCCGCCGCCCUCGCUCCACCGGCUUCUCCUGCCGCCGCUGCUUCUAGUGCUGCUGGUGCUGGUAUCCGUCUCCUGCCCGCUCGCCCACGGCAGCCCAGCGACUGGAGGAGGACUCGGUGCCGAGGAAUGGACCGCGAGGACGGAUGCCGCUUCCGUUCAACUCAGACCCAUCAGAAAUUCGCAUCCGAGAAGACUGCUGCAGGUAGGCGGUGGAAACCACCUUCCACCACAGUUCCUGCAGCCGAGGCACAGGCACCACAGAAGAACACACUCGCCCGCUCCAUCGCCCGCGCCGUUCACCGCUCCAUCACCAUCGCCUUCAGCAUUUCGCCCAUCGCUAGCCCCUCCACAAUUGGCCUGGCCUCUCCCUUCCACCCCACAGCCAAGCCAUGAUCCUCAAGUUGGUGCCCCAGUCAACCCUUUGCAUAAGCAUUCCUGGAGAGCCUACGGUUUGGUCUCGGCAGGUGGCGCUGCUUUCCUUGUCAUGGCAGCGGUGUUUGCUGUGUACUGCCGGGCGAAGAAAGUGGGUACUGUGAGGCCUUGGGUGACAGGGUUAAGCGGGCAACUGCAGCGAGCAUUUGUGACAGGUGUGCCUUCACUGAAACGGUCAGAGCUGGAAGCAGCCUGUGAGGAUUUCAGCAAUAUAAUUGGUUCUACGGCUAACUGCAUGCUGUAUAAGGGAACAUUGUCAAGCGGAGUUGAAAUAGCGGUUGUGUCAAGUUUAAUAUCAUCCAGGAAUGAUUGGUCAAAAGAAUGUGAAUCCCAGUACAGGAAAAAGAUCUCGAGUUUAUCCAAAGUGGGCCACAAGAACUUCAUCAAUCUGCUUGGCUACUGUGAAGAAGAAAAUCCUUUCACCAGAGCUAUGGUGUUUGAAUAUGCUCCGAAUGGGACCCUUUUCGAGCAUCUCCAUGUUAGAGAAGCUGAGAACUUGGACUGGAUGGCCCGACUUAGAAUAUCGAUGGGGAUAGCAUACUGCCUCGAGCAAAUGCACAAGCUGAAUCCACCCGUCGUGCCGCGGAGCUUCGACUCAACAACCAUCCACCUCACCGAUGAUUUUGCCGCAAAGGUUUCAGAUCUUGAUUUCUGGAAUGGCACCAAGGGAUCUGAUUCCGUCGCCGACGACUGCAUCAUGUUAGACACGGAGAGCAUCGUGCAUCAGUACGGCAUUAUACUGCUGGAGAUAUUAACCGGGAGAGCGCCCUUCCCUGAGCAAGACCUGCCACUCGAUCAGUGGGCGUCCAUCUAUUUUGAAGGCAAGAUGCCUCUUGCAGAGCUGAUCGACUCGAGCCUGGGCUCCUUCCCUGAGGAAACCGCGCGCGCGUUGUGCGACGUCGCGCGGUCCUGCGUCGACCCGGACCCGAGCAAGAGACCGCGGAUGGCGCAGGUGGCGGCGCAGAUGAAGGAGAUCACGGCGGUGGGGCCCGAGGGCGCGACCCCGAAGGUGUCGCCGCUGUGGUGGGCCGAGCUUGAGAUCAUGUCUGCUGAGGCUACCUGA
Triticum turgidum subsp. durum (durum wheat) is the source of this 1506-nucleotide messenger RNA. NCBI's taxonomy places the organism in Eukaryota, Viridiplantae, Streptophyta, Magnoliopsida, Poales, Poaceae. The record is from the annotation of a GenBank genome assembly.